UAAGACACAGGGCUGGUUUUUCUCCUCCAUCUCACAUCAUCACCACAAACACCACCACCAUCAUCAUCAUCACCAGCGCCGGUCACGUGGUAAGUCGGGAGCGGGCGGUGGGUGUGUCUAAUCGCGUGUGGUUCCAUUCAUAACUAGAGUCUUCAUUUGAAGCCUAAAUUAAGGUAUGCAGAGGGGGCAGGCUGCCUGUGGAGCGCACCUUCUCACGUCGGAGACUUUACCCGGGUGAGUCCCAUCAUCUACCCCGCUCACAUCAGGAGCAGUUCGUUGACCUGAGCGCGUGAAAUGUGUCACUAUUUCAUUAUGUAAGAUGUUUGGAUAGGUAGUUUGAGUGGGGGGGGUGUUUGUUUGGCGGACAGUGGCGGAGACCGGUAGCCUACAUGUGAGACUGAUCGUGAUGUGUUGUUCCCCGCAGGCUGAGCGCACACGACGCGGAGAUGUGGGACAGCUCUGAUCGGAGGGUUUUCGGGGGCGAGAGGAAGAUGCUGCUGAUGCUGAAGAUGAUGAUGAUGCUGAAGUUGCUGCUGCUGCUGCUGCCGCGCGCUGCCGGCUGCAGCGGGUCUCUGUAGUCAGCCUGCACGGAGCCUCAACACCGCCUGUAUACACCGUAAGACCCUGCACAUCUGGAUACCCCCCCUCCCUUCUCCCCUCCCCUCCCCCGCAUGUAUGACUGCUGCUGCUGCUCAUAAACAUCCUGAACAUUAUUAUUAUUAUUCCAGUCAGCCAGAGGAAUUAACUAGAAAGUACCUCCGUCUCUGUCUGCCUGUCUGUCUGAGCCCCCUCCAUCUGUCUGUCUGUCUGUCUGCCUCCUGUGCUAUGUGGUUACUGCGCGAGAGGAUGUGAGGAUUUAUCACGCACGCACACGCACGGAUAGGCAACACGCACACGGGAUUUUUUUCUUGCUCUGUAUUUGUGUGCGUGUGUUUGUGCAAUUAAAUGAGGGGUGUUUAGUGUUUGCUUACUGGAAAACAAAAGAAGUUAAGAUUAAAAGUCUAUGAUUAAAAGUAAAUGAUAAUGGCAUUAUAAAAACGAUGAAAGCAUUAAAGCAACAAUUAAACUACUGCUGCGAGGCUACAGCUACUCCUUUAGAUAAUAAUAAUGAUGAAAAUAAUAAUAAUACAGAAAGUAAAAAGUAAAAUAAGAAGGGGGUUAUGAAAAAAAGAGAGAGAAAAAAAUUAUAUAAAAAGCAAUGAAGAAGAAAAAGAAAAAGAGGAAGACUACUCUACAUUUAAACUGCACAAACAUUUUGCAGAGAAGAUAAUCUGGAUGAGUGAUUACACAACAUAUAGUUAAUGAGUUUGAGUUAUCAGUACAAGUGUUCAAUUGCUUUAUAAUAUUAUAAUUAAAUGUUAUUGAAUACUUUGAUAUAGUAAUUACAUUAAAAAAAACAAUAAUGAUUUACAAAUCCGAACCUAUUAUGGAGUCGUUAUUCUGAGAUCAGCUGUAAGAAAAGCAAAAAUAUAGUGAAUGUUGCACUUGUAUCCUUUUAUGUAUCUUAAUUUGAGAAUUAGGUUACAUGGUGUGCAACAUCCAGCAUUGUUUCUAUAUUGAGUGUAAGAACUGAUAAUUGUUGAUUAUACAGAGUACCCUCUUCUUUUUAAAUUCAAGCUGAACUAGUGUAAUAUUUCAGAAAAUGCAAAAUUAGUCAGAAUUAGCAAUAUAGGGAGAAGUCAGUAAACAGAAUGAACAAUGUAAUUUAGGUGUAGUUCUGUGAGGCAGGUUAGUUACUGCAGUAAGCAGAGUACGAAUAAACCUCUGCCUCUCUUUUAACUGUGAGUUCAAUGUUGUCAGUUGACUGUAAAAAAAGAAAAAGACCGAAAGCCAGAACAUCUCUAAGACCUUCGAUGAUAAAAAGGAUAAGAGGAUUUCAUCAUUGAACUCCUCAGUGAGGUGACUUAAAACUAUUUUGUCCCUCAGAAAGUAAAAGAGCAAACUUUUUCACUGGAAUAUUUAAAAAGCUGCAACCACUGCUUUCAUUUUUUAUAUGUUUGAAAAUUCAGAUAAUACUUUACUUUGGUUCCCUAAUGCCUAAUAAUUAUAUAACCAUCAAACUGAAUUUUGUGGCACACAAGUAUGUUAAAACGCAUGUUUCAGUAACCGUGUGUGAGCUGUUAUAAGUGAGCUGGUUAUAAUUUAUAAUACAAUGAAACAGCUCUCAUGUAAAACUUAUCGUUGAGGGAAAAAAUAGAACUCAUUCCACUUACAUUUACAUCUACUUUUAAAUAAUCAUGCUCACCUACAACCUAGGUGUGAAAAAUCGUUGAUCUUAUCUAUUUUUUAACUCGGGUUCAAAUGUGGAUAUGUGAGUGAGUGGAUGUGUGGUUUCUAUUGUUGGAGUGUUCUCUCUAUUCAGAGCUCAGUCCUUUUCAGAGUUACCUUGAGCCAUUUUGUGUAUGAGAUGUUACAUAAAACAUGACUCUCACAUGGAGAGUGAGUGUGCGCUGGAGUUUGUGUAUGUGCGUAAGGUAUGCAGUCAUAGAUCGAUGUUACACAAGCUCCUCUCUGUGUGAAUGAUCAUGCCCUAUCGACUAGACUGAUUUCUUUUCUUUCAAUAUGUCUUCUGUAUCAUUAGAAAUUAAACUGGCUUUUGUCACUUUGGUAUGUUACAGGGAUAUAACCUUGUUUUAUGGUUAUGCAAAAUAAUUCGGAUUAACUUGAAAAGCUUGAUUUUAAAAUCGUAGUUUAAGAUCUUUAUUACUCACAGUGUAAGCCUCUAAUGACAGACACUGCCCAGUUGCAUGUUUGAGGCUAUGUGUCAGGAAAAUUCAUGCUCCGCUGUUCACCUUUGACCAGCCUUUUGAUUUUAACUUUCUCUUAUAUGAGUCAUCCAACAACAUAGGUUAGGUACUUGGAAGCCAGAAUGACCAUAACCAGGACUUAUGAGGCCACGAGUUCAAAUUCCCAAUACACAAGAUCAGAACUGUAAUGAGUUUUUUAAGAGACAUCCGACAAUUUUUAAACUGUUAAUUUGUAUUUUUUCUCUUAUCUUUCCUCAUACCUCGUGGUACUCUUAAUGCUUAAUUCCACUUAUGUAAUCUGCAAAAAGUACUGAAGAAAUUUAAUAUGACUAUUUAUCUUUUUAUAGAGCCAAAAACCCCAGAAAGACCCAGACUUAAAGUAUAUCAAAAUAAGCCUAGAACUCAGAAAACAAGUAAUUUCCCUGUUAAUGUAAAACACAAAUGACCCUGCAGGGUAAAUCUCUGCAGGGAUGUCACCUAAAUGUCUUAGACACCGUAAGACCUGCACCUAAAUACAAAGACGAGUUAUACUCCAUAGUCUAUAAUAGCACAAUGGAGUCACACUCCUACAGACUACCUCCAGACAUCCCUUCACUCUUUUAGGAACCUGAGUGGACACAAAAAGAGCACAAAAAAACAGUCUCAUUUCAUGUUCUUCUCUAAGUUGACAGAGACAUAACAAAGUUUGACAACAAAAAGUUUUCCCCUUAAAGUUGAAGAUUCUGAGCACACCUGUUUUAUAGGUGAGCCGUGACAACCCUCUAUUUAUUCUAAUUUAUUGAAAAACUAUAGAGAACAACCUGCCUGAAAGUCCAAAUAUCAAAAGUGACCAUGAAAUACACAUGCAGUUGUCAUGUCAUAACAACAGCAUUGAAUCAGAGCUGUUAUUCUGGCUUUCCCCACCAACUGAUGCCUUAUAAAAACUAAAGUUUUGACUGGGGACUAUUUGGAGUUGCAGACUAAUCCUCAUGUGGCACUCUGCUGUCAGUGUCGGUGAGAUGAUAUAUGCCAGACUGGAUCAUGAAAGAGUGCAUUGAAGGUGUUUUACAUAAAAAAGAGCAGGUCACCAGGUGCAAAGUUGUGUCUCUUCGAUGUCUUUUAAUUGUUUCUAAACUUAAGUUGAGAUCUUUGGCACCACAAAAAUCAUCUUUUUGCUUACAGGUUUUGCUCUUUGAUAUUUCUAAAACUAUUCUGUCAUUUCAAGAAUGUCAUUUCUGAAUUCGCCUCCUCUCUCCUCUCCAAGGUUCACUCACGCUGACCUGGACCAUGAGCGAUGAUUCGCCUGUUCUGACAAGUCUGACCGACAACUCCACUGUGAGUACGGCUGCUGUGUACACCCACACUCUACAAGGACAUCACACACUAUCGUCACCUUUACAACACCUUGUGUCUGUCAGUGCUCCUCUGAGAUACUGGGACUUAGCCAAAAGGGUUGACCACAAAAACAGCGCAGUGUUCUGGUUACAGGUAUUAAAUUCCAGGUGUAGAGGACAGCCUGAUCUGUAUUUAAAGAGGACUGUGUGUGCUGCUGUCUUUGUAACUAAGGCAGUCAUAGGGGAAACUAGGUGUGUGGGUUAGUAACAUGGCUGUCAGCUGAUUGUUUGUGGUUUUCUCCCUGUUUGGCUGAGCCUGUAAAAACAGCAGAUUUCAUUAAGCUGAAGACAUCCGGACCAACAGUGUGUGUGUGUGUUGUUUGUGUGUUUGUGUGUUGGUGUGCUGCACAUACACAUGUAACUGUGGAUGUAUCAAUAUUAGCAUUAUAAAGCUGUUAUUUUUGGCUCUAAGACACACAAUCAUGCUGUUACUACCCUUAGAUUUCAACUGAAAGUGGGUCACGACAGCAUGUAAUGAAUGCAAAAAUAUUCUCCAUGUGUGCACGUGUUUGUGCGACAUGAGACCUACUUUAACAUCUUCUGGCCCGGAGCAGGUUUGAGGUUGAAUAAAAGAGGAAGUGUUUUCAUUCGCUCUGAUGUACACAAACGUCAGCCUUUCCCCUGCUGUCUCUGUCCUCCAUGUCGAGACUUUCUGCUGUUAGAUUGAACGUGUGACUGAAGCUGACACAGAUUGAUUGGUGCUUUUUUUCUCUUUGGGAACUACCUCCACCGUUUACAGUGAAUGCAGAGUCAACAUAAAAUAAGCUGUUCUUGCUCUUUAUCACACACAUACGCCCUGUGCUAUACACUACACCCACAUUAGAUGGCUGACAGGACACUUGGCACCUGCUGUUUAAAAAUUCAGACUCUAUUGUGCAAAAUCUCUUAUAUGCAGUUGGAUUUUUGUCAUUUUAACCUGAACUGAUUGUAAAGACAAAAUAAGGAUACAACGAUCACUAAUUCCCAGCUUGGAACUCCUUGAAAGAGAAAAUGAAUCGAGAGAUGAAUAAAUUAACUGAUAAGACGAUUAUAGGUUGUACCAUCAGUGCAGUCAGCAGCAGAUUUCACCCUGUUGCUCCUCCUGUUGAGUUCAUCUUCAUGGAAAGGUCAGGCUGUGCUCUGCGAGGUACAUCUUCAUUUCAUCCAAAGUUGUUCAACCUUUAACAUUUUAAAAUGCUUAAUGUUGCACUGGAGGAGUUUCCCAGUCAUGGUGGUGAAAAGAGCCCAAUUAUUCUCCGCUCUCUUUUGAUACUGACAUCGGAAGAAGAGCAAGGAAAGUCUUGUGUGGGGAUUGCUCAUGUGUGUCUGCAUCCUCCUCCUCCUCCUCCUCCAAAUUUCCAUUUUUAGCCUGCGGAGGCCUCAUUUCCCUCUCAUUGAGAAGAGAUGGGAAAUUGAAUUAAGGGUCUCGCUGACGUUUCGAUUAGCAUCCCCAAGCUCGCUCAGCCAAGACUGAGAGUAUUAAUCAGGAAGAGUAGCUGUGUGUGUGUGUGUGAGCGGGCGGCAUGUGUAUGAGCGUGCAUGUGGAUAAGAAUCACUGCGAGGAGAGGGGGACUUAAGAAAGUCUUUCAGUGCUAAAUCCACCCCUUAUUAAAUAUUAUAGUGUGUAUCUGACAGUGUGAUGUGACAAAGACAUUCCUCAUCGCUACAGCGCUCAAAGGGAGACAAAUCACUUAUUGACCCAGCAGGUCUUUAAAUCAGCCACUGAGCGCACAACAACAUGCAACCACGCAGAUGUUGUGCCAAAUGAGACUUGUGUUUUAGGCUGCACCAUAUCUACCAGUGGAACCAGUGGAAAUGUACGCCAUGUAAGACAACCAAGUAGCAUGAACCAGUUAUUAUUGGGUUAAAGCCACCAACCAAACUUAUCAAUACUGGCAAAAUCAAAACAACAAUCAAAACACUAUAAAAAGAGGAAUCCAGGAUCAUACCUUUGGUUCAAGACCCAUCCCACUGAGCAUUUUUUGGUCUAAAAGAGGUCUAAUAGACAUCUAAAUGUAGCCUAGACGACUGUUCAAAAAUCAGGCUACCACAGGUCUAAAAAUGAAAGUUUUUUAAAUGUCUAAAUUCAGACCAAGUUUAGACCAAGUCUAAAUCUGGGAUAUAUCUACACUACACUGUAUAUCGCUAUCACUAUAAUGGCUAUCAUCAUUAUUUUGGUUAAGAACUUGGAGAUCAGUUAUGUAACUCACAGUUGCUUUUUGAAAUAAAUAGUUAUCAAAUAAUGGGUUAAAGUGCAACGUCAAAAUUCCGUCUAACAAUAUACAGAAUCUAGACGGUUGAAAUUAGGUUAAAAAAACAACAACAGACAUUUAAUAGCCGUCUAUUGCUCAGUGGGAUCCUUGAUUCUCCAUGAAUGAGCAGUGGGCAACAUUGUAGGGGACAAACUUCAUGGGUAGAAACCUUCAGCACAACCAGAUUCACAGGUUAAGAUAAGAUAAGGUAAAAUAAGAUACUUCUUUAUUAAUCCCACAAGGGGAAAUUCCCAUUUACAGUUAAUCCUUUCAAAGAAACAUACAGCCACAUUAUAAAUUUAGCUAGGCAGAAGGAGAAAAAGGGAUUUUAGAGUCCCUGUACUCAGUGUAUUGAGAUGUUUAAUGCCUAUCUCUUGAUUGUUACUUUCUCUGUAUCAUUUGGAGAAAGACUAGAGAGGAAGAACACACCAGAUUUAGAGCAGCUACAGCAGGUUUAAAUCUGAAUCAUAUCCUGUCGGCUUAUAAACCUCCAGGAAAAAAAGAGCCUCAUCAUCCUUAUUAUUCAGUCCAGGGCUAAUAUAAGAAACUGAACCCUGGGAUUCAGCUCUGACAAGUCUUACAUUCGGAACUAUAUAAUUCAGAUUUUUCUUAAGACUUUUUUAAGGCCUUUUCAUGUCUUCAUUAAGAGGGCAAUGACAGUGGAUAACAAGGGAGACUGAAAGCAAAAGGCCAAAGUUGGUUCAAACCCUGCAGUCUCUAAGUACGGACAUGCAGUUUAAUAACAGCUUCACUACCAUCCCUACUAUUUAACAGCAUUCUUUUAUAAAGGGGUAGAAUGACUCUGUAUAAGGUUAAACUAUCAGAGGUAGAAAUACGUUUACGUCUAUAUACAAAUGAUUUGUAUUGAGACCUUUAACUGCAAUUUUUUUGUAGGUGUCAUGAUAUGAUGUGCUGCAGUUUUUUUUUUUUUUUUUGUCAAGAAAUAUUUCUAUGUUCCUGAGCGGUUAAUUUGUGCUUUACUUGUUUUAUAUCCUUGGAAAACUAUAAAACUAUGUAAAAAUCUCAAUAUUAAGUGACUAAAGCUAUAAAGUAUGUCAUAUUUUGAAUGACAAAGCAGUAAUAAAUACUGCCGCAGUCCUAACCUCUUGUCUCGGUGCUCUCUCUCAGGACGUGCCUGUGUCUGCAGGCCAGGUGGAGAACUAUGUGCUGCUGUUGGUGCUGCUGAGUGUUUUUGCGGGGGGCACGCUGGUGUUACUCUCCCUGCUGCUCCUCUUCUGUCACCGCUGCUGCAUGGGGGGGCGACGCUACUCCAGGUGAGUGACUCACCGUGUGGGACCUGACAGGCUCUGAUUCUAUUGCAAACACACACAGAGAGAUUAUAGAAACCAACGUGAUCGUGACAGCAGAGGAUUAAAGCUUUGUUGAAAAAUAAAAAGUGAAAGCUGUGAGGAGAGGGUUUUUGUUUCUAUGAAAGAGCAAAAACAAGUAGACUUCUUUCUGUCUUUCAGGGCCAGCGAUGACCUCGAGAAGACAAACACCACCUAUGCUGAGGAUUCUCAGCCCACCCAAGGUUAGAUCUAGACGCUUUAUUCGGUUCUUACAUAAAUUUUUCUAGUCCACUUUCAUAACUAACUCUUUCUCUGUCUGUCCUUGUCCGCUUUGUCACUCAGAGAUCACCAUUCAUCUGGAUGAAUCAGAUGCUCUCUCAGCUUCGAGCUGUCACGAUGGAGAGUCAGAGCGAUUCGUCUCCACUGGAUCUACUGGCCGUAGAGUCUCCUUCAAUGAAUCUGCACUUUAUGAACAGGAGAAGACAACUCAGGAUAAAGGACGGAGGUACUGCAGAGCAAAAGUGAAGUUCUUUGAGUAAAGGCUGUUGAUGUAGAGGGGAUAUGAUGAUUCAUCCUCUUUCUUAGGUACACUCUGACUGAGGGAGAUUUCCACCACCUGAAAAAGGCCAGACUGACCCACCUCCACCUCCCUCCAGCUCCAUGUGAUUUAAAGAUCCUCACCAUCAUGGAGUGUGACUCAGCAGAGAGCAGCACCAUCAACAUCAGUGAGGCUGACACGCCCAAACUGCCCCUCACCAUCUAUCAGGUAACACAGAGGGAUUUCUUUCACAGCUUUGGCUGGAUUUCUGAUCUCCAAACAGCGUAAACAGCCGCUCUCUGGUCCUUCAAGAACUAUCUCUCUUUCCAGCCCGCUGACAGGAGAGUCCCUGAUUGGAAGGGACAGAGCCUGAGUGGAGGAUUGCCGGGACACCCACAUCACUCCACCAUCCUGGACCAGGGCCCAAGACCGGUUUCAUCGGUCCUUAAACCCCAACACACACGCUCCCAGACAGUAAGUUUAGCUUCCCCUAGGUUAUACCCACUGAGCAGUUUUUGGUCUAAAAGAGGUCAAAUAGACGUCUAAAUGUAGCCUAGAUGACUGGUCUAAAAUCAGGCUACCUCAGGUCUAAAAAUGGAAGUUUUUUAGAUGUCUAAAUUUAGACCAAGUUUAGACUAAAUCUAAAUCUGGGCUGUAUCUAUAUUACACUGUAUAUUGCUCAACGGCAAUCAUAAUUAUUUUGGUUAAGUACUUAGAGAUCAGUUAGUAACUCACAGUUGCUUUUUGAAAUAAAUUGUUAUCAAAUUAUGGGUUAAAGUGCAACGUCUAAAUUAUGUCUAAAAUUAUACAGAACCAAGACGGUUAAAAUUAAGAUCUAAAAAAAACUAGACCUCUAAUAGCUGACUAUUGCUCAGUGGGUGUCUAGAAAAAUACAGGCCACUACAUUUAAAUCAGACCUAAAACAUCUUAAUCUCCAUAAUUUCUGGACCAUGAGUCUUAAUGACUCUUUAUGCUGGUUUGACUUUAUGUGUCUGGUACACAAUAUUAAUUUGAUCUCCUUUACUAGUUUAAUGUUUGGUGACUCUUUUAAAAUGAGUCUAAAAUUAUGAUUAAGUUGUGAGCUACUUAGUUCAGUACACAGCAAUGAUUUACUGGAAAACUGUUUUCAUAUCUUUAAAUCUCUAGCUAUAGCGAGUGUCUACAGCUAAUUUGCGGAAUGCUAGCAUGCUAACAUACAAGCUGCUAGAGCAGCUAAUUGGCAAGAUACCAGCAUGUUAGCAUUGUACCUGGGUGCAUGAGAGCAUGGUAAUAUCAGCAUUUAGCCAGAAACAGUUUGUCUGAGUCGUGAAGCUGGAGUUAGUCUUGUUUUCAGUCUUGUUUUAUCAUCCCGAUCUACAUAAACCACUAUUGGAGGAAAUGCUCAGUCUGUUUUUCCCCCCAAUUGUUCUCCCAAGCAAAAUCAAUGAUUCUAACCUUGAGUCGUCUUACACUAUCGAUAACACAGUAAGACUCUCAGAAUUGACAGGGAAAGUUAUAAAUCCCAGAUAAAACCUGUUUUCUAUCACACAUUUUCUCAAAAUCUGCAAAACAAAUCUAUUUUUUGGCUGGUAAAUCAUCACUAAGUUGGUUUAUUUUACUUCAUUUUCUUUUGUCUUUUUUCCCCUACUGCUUUUAAUGGUUAUUUUAUUCUAUUUAACUUGCAUUGUUUUGGUAUGAUUUGAUUCUGUACGAUCUUGGCAUUGUUCUUGAUAUCUACGGAUUUAUUUAUUAAUUUUUUUGUGUUGGAGUGAAUCCUUUGUGCCCUAACAUUCGCUGUUGAAAUGAAUCCAUUGAAAACUCAAAAAAAAAAAAAAAAAAAAAAAAGGAUUUAGAGGAAACCAUCCCUAAGUACAAAGUCACACAGUAAGUACAGAUCUUGAUUUCCAAGACCUCAGUUCAGAUCAAUCCACAAACAGAGCUGUGAAAAGCCACAGGCUGAAAACCCACUGAUGCACUGUGACAUCAGUCAUUACUGCAACUGAGUGACAAUAUGACAAACUGCUGUCCCCUGAAGGAUUUAGCCUUUGCCCAUCACGAUUCAUCUUGGCCUGUCUGUCUCAACUCCUCUUUUAUGUCUCCUCACCUCCCUCCCUUCAGAUGGAGACUGUCGGGGACAGAGGAGAGGCUGAGGGUGAAAGGACGAUGAGAGGGGAGUUGGCUCAAGCUUUGGGACAGAGUUCAGUUCUACAUUUCUUCACUAAACUGCGGCGCCAUGCCAGCCUGGAGGGGGCGGGACCUUACUUCAGGAGGUGGAAGUUUGACAGCAGUCACCGAGCUGCUAGCUUGGAUGCUAAAGGUAUGAAUGAAUGUCACAGAUGAGGAAGGGAAGCUUUAAAAAGUACCUCCAGGGUUAGUUCAGUCACCUUACCAGCAGAUUCAGUUGUAUUUACUAUUUUAAUAAUGUGAUGUCAAGAACGGUCUCUGAUUGGCCAACAGACACAACCAUAAUCAUCAAGGAACAUUCAAGUGGACAAGUAAAUGUUUUCUAUUUUAAAAUCCUAAGAAUAAACACAAUAUCAGAUUUAUCACUAUAGAUUUGUGUUGCAUUUGGCAGAGGGUUGUAAUUUCAGGCCGGGCGAGAGCUCAGCUUUUAGUCCCACAGCUACAAAGAGUCUAACUAGCAGCAUUGAAUGGUACUUCUUCGUAAGGUUGUGCAGGGAUUGGGUGAUUUAAGGUUUGUUGAUGCUGUUAAAAAUAGCCUGUCAAAGUUGUUCAGUAGAUUUCAUACAAUCUCUAACAGGAUCUCCCAAGAGAAGGCCAUUUCAGAGACAGAGGGCAGCAAGUGAAACCACUGAUCACACCGAAGAAGACUCCUCUCCUCUUCAAGAUGAGGCUAUUGAGUCUUUCCCACAAACUCCCAAUCAGAUGAGUGGUCUCCAGGCACUCUCUGCAGAGUCUCUGUCUCAUCCUGCCACAGCACCCACAUCCUCAGUCUUCCUCAGCAGGUACAGCCCUUCCUUAGUAUCCCAUGACGUGCAUGAUUAAGUUCCCAGAGAUUUGAAGUAACUUACUGUUAACUCCUUCUGUGUAGGCUUCAACUGGAGGCUAUGGCAGAGGUAGGUAGCAGCAGCAGCAGUAUAAGGAAAGAGGAUCUCAGUUCACCAGUCAGUGAUUGUAAGGCUCAGGAGCCAGAGAGAGCCACUGCAAAUGGACCUGGAGCAGAAAAAGAAACAAAGUUUGGAACAGGUACGGACACAGAAGCAGCAGGAGUGGAGGCUGAAUUUGCAGAAGAAGACGACUUGUUUGGGGAACAGCAAGAAUCUGCCAAACAAGAAAGGUUUGAAGACCUGCUGAGGAAAACUGAAGUCACACAAAUGAAUACUAUGACACCAGAUUUAAGGAAAAAGACCGAGGUGGAUGUAGAAGAUGGAGAUGAAGUAGUGUUGGGAGCUGAAGCCAGACGAAGGACCAACUCAGGCUCUUCUCUCACCUUCAUGAUUCGUCAGGAGAGUUCAGAAACUCCUCCCUCUUUGUACAGAGACAUUUGGAGCUUGAGAGCUUCUCUGGAGCAGUAUGCCUCCUCAGACCAGAGCAGCACAGAUCGAGAGUCCAUCCGCAGUGAUGCUGACAGUGUUUCCUCCCUUGGCGGUGCAGGAGCUCGCUCUGGCCUGGAGAGCUGUUUGUCCCAAGACCUGGAUGAUGAGCCUGAAGGAGAAGGAGAGGGAUUGGAGGGAGGAAUCCGAGGGGCAUCAGGCGGCAAUGGUGAGAUGGGAAGUGGAGCAGGGGGGGAAGUGGAGGCAGGGAACCGCAAGCUCCUUCAGAUGGACAGUGGCUAUGCCUCUAUUGAGGCGCCAUCAAGGGCCCCUGAGGAAAUGCGGCUUUUUGGGACUCCUGGAGUUCCUCGAGGGAAGACAGCAUCGGAAAGAAGGUUGUUCUUCACAAGCUCAGGGAGAAAAGGUUCAGUGUGUGAGAGCAUUGAAGCCCGGCUGUUUCAGGAGGAGUUGGAGGAUGAGAUGACAGACGGAACAGGGACUGAGAAGAAACUCAAAGAUCGUUCUCAAACGGACAGCCAGUCUCUGGUCCUUGAAGAACCAUGUCAACUUCUAAAGUCUUUAAAUCCUCAGAAACCUUUCGAGUCUCAAUCACAGCUUAUUUCCUCACUUAUGAAGCCAAUUCAACAACCAUGUAGUCCUCACAAACCUCGUCUCCGCCGCCGUGACUACAGCAUCGACGAGAAGACAGACGCUCUUUUCAACGAGUUCCUCCGCCAUGAUCCGAGGUUUGAUCAGCAGGAUUCUCCUCUGCGCACUCGGCACCGAUCCAGGGUACACCUCCGAAAACAGUGGCAAAGACACAAGCAAUACAGUGACCCGGGGUCAAGUGCUGGAGGAAGGUACUCCCCUUCUUUGGAGAGGCAGAGGUUUACCCCACUGAGGAGAGGGGACAGUGCAGGAUACCCUCUGGACACCAGGUAUCACAGCACACUAUCACGCAUUGCAAGUGCAGCUGAUGAAGAAGCCAGUGAGGUCGCGGCUAGCGAAGAGGCAGCCAAAGAGAGCACAGAGACCAAAGAUCCAUCGAGUGAAGGAGCCGCAGGGGAAGCUACAGAAAGUACAGCCAGCUCUGAAGGCACAGAUGCUACAAAGAGCUGUGCACAGUCAACAUGCGACGCUGAAGUCUGCCAAGUUUCCACAAAAACGGAGGCAGAAAGCACAAAAAAGCGGUCCUCGACCAGUGUGACUACACAGAAGAGCUUCAUGGAUCCAAGAGUUGACAACAGGAACAACAACAGCAGUCAAGCAAUGCUGUUGGAGGUUUCCCUGCAGACAGAAAACAGCCUGACAGACAAGCUGGUUUUGUCAGUGGAAGAGAGACUCUAUGGCGACCUGCGCUCUGCUGAGACGCUCAGCCAGAGAGGAUCUGAAGGGGUGCUUACUGUGACCAACACAGCCUCACCUGGCUUCAACCCCACAUAGCCUGUCAUCAAUCCAAAUCAAAUUUAUUUCAAAUCCAUCUUUUAGAGACAACAGACUUGAACAAAGUUGUCUAAAGCACUUAAAACAUCAUCACGUUACAUUCUUGGUUAUUCUACGUCCUCUACAUUUGGACAUAUCUUCAGAUGAAUAUGCUCUCAAAACUGAUGCAAAAGACAAGAAUACUAGUCUAAAGGACAGACGGAUCUCUCUGGUGGCCUGUCUCUUCCAGUGUUUUUCAUUCAGAACUCUAUGUCCACUGUGAUGCCAUGUGACACGUGAUGUCCCCGCUUUUUUUUUUUUAUAUCAGUGAUACUUUAAACUCAACUGCACUCAUUCCAUGGCUUUGAAAAUAUAGGCUCUUUAGAUGAAGAAAAGAACAUUUUCAGACUUUACUGUGAAUUUUCAGCAUGCUACUCAGUGUCCUAACAAAGUCUAUGUGAAUAGUAUACAGAUUUAACUUUAAAACAUGAAGCACUUUGACGAGGAGAAAGAUAAUGAUGGAGUUUCUGCCAACCAUUUCUCUCAUACUUAAACCAUAUCCGCCCCAAGUGUCCUUGUCUCCAUCACCAUGAAGGUAAAUGUCUCCAUCAAAAAUCUGAUUUCUGCUUUAGGCAAAAGGAAGAAAAUCAUUUUGAAAAGAUCUUUAUCGAGAACAUGAUAUCAGCAGAUCUGAAACCAUCUGCCAAUACAGCACUAAAAAUAAACGCAUCUCGGAUGUUUAUACUCAUAUUUGAGGAUUUUUAUAGGAUUUUUGUUUAAUUUAUCCCAGUUAGUCAUCAAGAAAAAGGUACAAAAGGAAAUAAAAAGGUAUCCAGAAGCUUCCGUGGGCUUGAGCUGAGUGUUUGUCUCACUGCCGGGACUCUUGGUGAGGGGGAGACUGAUGACACUUUAAAGGACUGACACAGGAGCCUCUCAGGCUUUUACACAGAUGGUCCAUAGACUGAGAGUUGAGGCUGUGAAUGCGGAGGUUGAAACCGACUAGCAGAAACACUGUCGGCUCUGAAACCAAAUAAGAAAAGGAUAAACCUGAUCUUCAUUAUAAUUAAAAUGAAACCAACUAGAAAAAUCAAACAUGAAAAGAUAAAUGUUGAGCUGCUUUGCAGGUCCAGGUCACGUGUUCUUUCAUUCCUGCAAAUGCUGACCUAAAUUUGCUCUGCUGCUGUAAACACGCACCAGAGAACAAAAUGUGUUAAUCCACGGCUAAAGAAAAAUGCCCUGAUAAUAAAACUCUUCCUGGUUUUUGUGUAAUGUUUGAUGCAGCUUUUUAAGAGGUUGUCCAGCUAAUUUGUUGACAGCACAUAUUUGUGAGUCAGUUCUCAAGAUGUCUUCUUCAGAAAUCACCAGGGACUGAAAUUAACGAUGAUACUGAAGGAAGUAGAGAUGAUUGUACAAGUACAGAUACACUUUCUGGUUAUUUUUCAUGAGAUUAGUUAUAAAAAAGGUAAAAUAUAAACAUAAUACCAGCUUUAACUCUCAUAAAUAUUCUAGUUACAUUUAGUCUUAACAUUAUAAUCUUGUAGCUUUUCUUGCUCUCUAUUCUUGUAAGGAUAAAAAGUGUAAUUAAUCAUUCUUCAUUCCUAUCAAAUGACAUCUCUUCAACACGAGAGCACUGCUGCAUGUUAUGUGUGAUAAAGAUUGUCUCAUGGGGAAACUGGAAUUGCUGCAGCUCGUCCCUUUCUCUCUAAAACACAAUUACGUUAGAGCUACAGUACAUGACCAUGUGAAAUCAUUGGAAACUUGUCUUUGUUCUCAUUUAUGGUAAACCAUUGCUCGGCUAGACCUUGUGGGACCAACUGAGGUGAAUCUUGUUUUUUGGACUGAAUUUUUCUGAAUAAAACAAAGGGAAAAAAGAUCGAGUCCCUUAA
Messenger RNA from Xyrichtys novacula (pearly razorfish), 14959 nucleotides. Lineage: Eukaryota; Metazoa; Chordata; Actinopteri; Labriformes; Labridae. The record is from the annotation of a GenBank genome assembly.